UUGUAUUUUGAGUGUGUUUUGGACGUUUAUUUGGCGCUGAGACGUCGAUUGUUGUCUGUCAAUAGAGCUCUUGCACUAGGCGGGCUGUUUAUCUCAUUGAGACAGUUUUUCCUACAGUGAAUGGAUUUGCCACAAACAUGCGUUGCUAAUAAAUGUGUUUCUGCAAUAUGAAGUAUGGAAGAAGACGAUGUGACCAUCAGAGAGCAGAAUUUCCACAGCCAAGUGCGCGAGUACAUCGUCUGCUUCCUCCUGUUUGCAGUACUAUAUAUUGUGUCUUACUGCGUCAUCUCACGCUACAAGAGGAAAAGCGAUGACCAGGAAGAUGAGGAUGCCAUUGUCAACAGAAUAUCAAUGUACCUGUGUACAUUUACAUUGGCAGUAUCAGGAGGGGCCGUCCUCCUUUUGCCAUUCUCUAUAAUCAGUAAUGAGAUCCUGCUCUCCCUUCCCAAAAACUACUACAUACAGUGGCUCAAUGGAUCACUCAUUCAUGGACUGUGGAAUCUGGUGUCCCUCUUCUCAAAUCUCUGUCUUUUUGUACUGAUGCCUUUUGCAUAUUUCUUCCUGGAGUCUGAGGGCUUUGCAGGUUCAAAAAAGGGCAUCAAAGCUCGUAUACUGGAGACAUUUGUCAUGCUGUUUCUGUUGGGUCUCCUCAUCCUGGGCAUCGUGUGGGUGGCGUCCGCUCUCAUCGAUAAUGAUGCCGCCAGCAUGGAAUCACUUUACGAUUUAUGGGAGUUUUAUCUGCCCUACCUCUACUCCUGCAUCUCUCUGAUGGGUGGCCUGUUGCUCCUUAUGUGUACUCCUGUGGGACUGUCACGCAUGUUCACAGUGAUGGGCCAGUUACUAGUCAAACCCACAAUUUUAGAGGAUCUGGAUGAGCAGAUUUACUGUAUUCAGCUGCAGGAAGAGGCUCUGGAGCGCAGACUCAAUGGUACAACAUCCAACUCUUAUUUCCAUGGAAACUCUCAGCAUCUCUACAAAGACCUGGAUAGCAUCCGCAAUCAGAGGAACAAACUCGAAAGGAGAAAAAAGGCCUCAGCCUGGGAGAAGAACCUGCUUUACCCAAUUGUGAUGCUGAUCCUGCUUGCUGGAACGACCAUUUCUGUUCUCCUGGUUGCCCUAAACAUCGUGUACCUGCUUGUUGAUGAGACUGCUUUACCAAAGGGUUCGAAGGAGAGAGAUAUUGGCAAUGCCUCCUUAUCCACAUUUGGAGUUGCCCAGGCAGUUAUUGAAAUCAUUCUCAUGUUUUAUCUGAUGGUCUCAUCUGUGGUUGGCUUCUAUAGUCUUUGGAUCUUUCAAGAGCUCACUCCCAGAAAGGACGACACUACCAUGACAACGAUCAUCGGUUGCUGUGUAUCCAUUCUCGUGCUGAGCUCAGCCUUGCCUGUCAUGUCUCGAACGCUGGGAAUAACAAGAUUUGAUCUCUUGGGAGAUUUCGGGCGAUUUAAUUGGCUUGGAAAUUUCUACAUUGUAGUUUCAUACAACCUUUUGUUUGCUGUGGUAACAACGUGGUGUCUGGUGCGAAAGUUCACGUCUGCCGUGCGAGAGGAACUUCUCAAAGCCCUUGGUCUGGAUAAAUUGAAUCUGUCAAACAGUACAACAGAUGCAGAAUCAGGGAAACAUUCUGCCAACGGGCAUCAAAAAACCCUGUGAGAAUCACCGUUCGCACAUCCACCUGCGUGUGUUUGGAGAUGCCUCUAAUUUUAGGAGUAAAGUAAUAUUCGAUGAGAGAUCAUUGAAAAAGAAGAAGUGAAGAAUAUUCAUGUCCAUCAUCUCAUCAGACCAGUGAGUCAUUGUACAUACCACUGAAACUCACUCCUGAAUGCUUUUAGCUCCAUCUUCUACUCCAGUCAUGCUGGUCAACCAGUCUCUCUUUUCACUAUUGAUUGCAAGUGAAAUUAAUUUGAUGUCACGUGGUUAGUAAUAUUUUUGUUGCUUUAAUUUCAAGGUAGAAAAUAAUAUUGCACACCUAAAAAGCCUCUUGACUGCACCAUUUAUUUUGGGAUUGUUAAUUUUUUUAUAUCUAUCUUUUUGUUUUGUUGGAUACAAUUAGGGGAAUUUUUUUGCCAAGUUGAUAAUUUCACAGAUAUUUAUUUUCACUUGCAAUGAGGCACGCAUCAGAUUCUGUUUUCCCUCUUAAUUAUUGUUUGAAAUUUUGCUCCGAAAAUGUUACAUUUAAAUAGGUUAAGGACAUAAAAGCAAGUUUACAAUGUUGGAAAAUAUCCACUGUAAAAAAAUUGUUGGUUUAACUUAAAAAAGUAAGUUACCUGGUUAUCUUAAAAUAUGGAGUUCAUUUAACUUAAAAAUAUUAGUUGAUUUAAAAUAAAGUUGAAUUAACUUAAAAUUUUAAGGCAACCAGGUAAUUUACUUUAAGUUGAACUAACAUUUUUACAGUGUGUAAAAAACAACCCCUUUAUUUUACAUAACACAUAAUUUAUUACGCAAAAAAAUAAGAAUUGCAGAGCAUUUAGCAUUGAUUGCAGCAGUGAAUCUAACUGAACAUACAUUGUAAAAAAUACGCUGGAUUUACUUAAAAAUAUAGUGCAUCAUUUUUGCAUCCAAUUUUUUUAAGUAAGUUUUCCUUGAAAUUUUAAGAAAUUGCAUAAAUUGCUUAAAAUCCCAUGUAAUACUUACUUUAAAAAAAUGGAUGCAAAAAUGAUGCACUAUAUUUUUAAGUAAAUCCAGCCUUUAUUUUUUCAGUGUAUAUUGAAUUGAAAUCAUAUUUGAUGGAUUCUUAUGCAAAUGAGGUACAUUACAAUAUCCACACAGUUCAUAAAACUCUCUUCUACUAGCAAAAUGUAAUAAUCCUGGUAUGUUUUUGCAAUGGCUAUUUACAGUGACAAAUAUUGUAAAGGUCCCAUCAGAUUCUGUAAUCUAAAAAUUUGUCAUUGUUUAUCCACCAUUCAAUAUGUUUACAUUCACAUCAGAUGUUGGUUAGUUAUAGCGAGGAAGCAUUAUGAGUUCUGUUUCCUCAUGCUUUACUGUGACAAUUUUGGGUUUGUUGGAUGUGACAGAAUUAAGUAAUGGGAAUUUACAAGGAAACUCCCAAAACAUGUGCCUUACUUAAAAUAUAUAUUCUGCGUAGUAAACAGGUAGGGAGCUCACCUGCCAAAAUGUCUUCUUGCACUGCUACUGUUUUAAUCCUGUUUUCAUGCUAAGAUGGUUUUAAAGCAUUAGCAACAACCAGCGGUAAACCGGAGCAUGUUGUUGUGCUUACGAUCUAGAAAUGAUGCAAUCUACCAGUCACUCUGGGUAAAAUCACCUUAAAGAUUUUAAACACAUUUAAUGUAUUGUUGUGGGCCAUCACAGGAAGUAGAAAGGGAAAAUUUGUGUCACAAAAUGCACCAAAUAAUGGUUGUCAGAAGGUGGGGCACAAUCUUGGGAUUUACUUCCUUUUCCUGUUCUUAAAUCUGCUGCUACCUCCUCUAUAACCUCUUUGAUACUAUACAACUACGUUACACAUGCUAAGCAAACUUGAGUUUUUUCCUUGGUGGGAGAGCAUAUAACAAAAAACGGGCAUCGUUUUAAUCUUAGUAAUUACUGCAGUGCUUUAUAAUGAUGUGUGUGUAUAAAUUUGCCUUUUUUUAAGGACACAUCACUAUCAGUAGCAAACGUGUAAGGAAAACGGCCUUUAAACAUCUGUUGAAUACAUAUGAAGCUGCUUUGCUUUUUGCAAAUGGCAGAUCGUUAUAUCCAUGAACGGUGAUGAUUUAUGUACAGUUUUUUUCCACUUGCUCUCAUGCUGUAUAUUAGCUCAGCCUGUGUAGAAAUACCAAUAAAUGUAGAUCAGGAGCUGAUGAUUUAUUUUGUUAAAAUGGCUGUGAAAACAAGACUGCAGAGCCAGAUCAGUCAAUUCAACAACCAUUCAAGUUUAUUUUCCGGUGAUGUGAAAUGAAUGUAAAAUUCAUGUCGGGUCAGUCGAAAUAUGUCCGAAUCGUUUGUAUACUAGCUUUAUUUGGAUUACGUUACUGAGCACACAGGUGAUAUUUUGUUGUGUAGUGUAGUUUCUAGACAUUCCCAUUUCCCAAGUUACAAAACCGACGUGCUGAAGAACAUGAACUGUUUUGGCCAUUCAUGCCAUUUCUCUGUCAGUCUGUGAGCUUUGAUGUAAAACCGCAUAGUCAUCCUUUAGUGUUCAGUCUACUUCUUCAUCCGUUGAACUAGUCUCAUGUAAAUGUAAAUGAUGUAUUUAUAUAUGUAUAUAUAGUAUAUUUCCUCUUUUUAUUUUUGUAGAAUGUAGAUAUGUAACAGGCUCUCAAGCCUCAUUCAUACUAUGCUAUUUGUGAAAAGGCCAGACAAUUAGUCAAUUAGCAUUUGUUUAUUGUUCAGAAAAAUCACCUCUGAUGCCUUAAACAGGCUUUCUCUGCUUUUUCAGUUUGUGUCUCCUUUUUCUCUAGUGUUGAGGAGACGUGCAAAUGUGUGAAAGAUGUGUACCUUUUUAUUGACUAAUUCACUGUGAAUCCCUCAUGUGAUCGUCAAUAACACGGCAUACCAAAAUAAUAAAUAAAAACAGGGCAUAUCUUGAACUUGAACUGGCCAAAGGAAAUUUAUUUAAAAAAAAUCAGGGCUCUGAAGUGGGAUAUUUUUGUGUGGGCACGAGUGUCUUUAAGAUAUGUAUUAGAUUUAUAUUCACAUGAGGGACACUAAAUUCAAAGCCUGUGAAAAGGUUGUUUUAAAAAAAAAUGAACACCUCAGUGGGUUCUUGGGUUCAAAAUGAUGCAUUGUUUUUGGUGUUUUUAUUGUAAUGAAUGGAUAAAAGGUUGUACAAUGUCUUAUCUUCCUGUUGAUUUGCACAAUAAAAUUUUGUAAGAAAAUGUUCCUGCAAAAAGUGUUCUGUCGCAUCCAAGUAAGGUAUUUUUCAUUUUUAUAGUGCAUAACUUUAGUAUCACUUACGUCUGCAUUUCCAGCACAUCCCAUGUCAUAAAUUACCUUUAAUACCAUCUAUGUGUACAAAAUUCUGCUUGUUUGAAGUAAAUGGAGAUUUUGAAGGAUGUUGCUGUGCCAGGGUCCUGCCUUUAUGCAAAACAAAAGCUAUUUUAUCAGUUGUUGUGUUAGGUUUCUUAAAACAGAGACAAUUGCUUAUUACAAUUAACUGUGAAAGAAACCUGUUUAUUCAUUAUUUAGUUUCCCCUCUUCUGCUGGACACAUUGUCUUGAAGAGACACAUACUGCAUAAAAGGCAUGCUGUGAUAUUUUCAGAAAUAUACACACCAAAACUUGUUUGAUCAUUAUAGGCUUAAUGUCCUAAUGUAACAGGUCUCAUUUGAGUUCUUUGUACUUGUUUGUUGCUUCUGUUACAUGUAUGAAUGUUCUUGUGCUUAUUUAAUGUUUACUUGCAUAUGUUUGUGGUGUUUACAAAGCAAAAUGUUGAGAUUCUCCUUAGUUUAUUUUGUAUUAACUUCAGUUUACAAAUUUUAUUACAAAUAAAGUUUGUGAUUUUUGACAACAA
This is a messenger RNA of Misgurnus anguillicaudatus (oriental weatherfish), 5445 nucleotides long. RefSeq names its product limb development membrane protein 1 (gene lmbr1). Gene Ontology annotation, biological process: signal transduction. The record is from RefSeq and is a predicted model, not a curated record. Gene Ontology annotation, molecular function: transmembrane signaling receptor activity. Lineage: Eukaryota; Metazoa; Chordata; Actinopteri; Cypriniformes; Cobitidae. Gene Ontology annotation, cellular component: plasma membrane.